Messenger RNA from Gopherus flavomarginatus (Mexican gopher tortoise), 369 nucleotides. Its product is annotated as leukocyte immunoglobulin-like receptor subfamily B member 3. The transcript has 3 exons. The record is from RefSeq and is a predicted model, not a curated record. Bases 1 to 369 code for a protein of 122 amino acids. Lineage: Eukaryota; Metazoa; Chordata; Testudines; Testudinidae.
AUGCUGGGGUCUGUCUCACGGCCUGAGCUCAGCUACUCCAAACCCACCAUCCCCCUGCGCCCCAGCGGGCGGGUCGCCCUAGGGGGAGCCAUGACCGUCCGGUGUCGCGGUUGGCACCAGAACAUGAGGUUCCUUCUGUACAAAGAUGGGAACAGUCCCCUACAAGUCUAUGAAUCUAUGAAUUGGAACGUGCUGCAGGAUGCGGCGCCUGCUGGGGACGUGUCUGAGUUUCCCAUCAGCAAUGUGAGCCCAAUACAUGGAGGGAGCUACAGCUGCUAUUAUCACAGCAAAUCAGACCCGCCCGUCUGGUCGCACCCCAGCAACCCUGUGGAGCUGGUGUUAGCAGGCUCUCGGAGGGAGUUUGGCUGA